This is a messenger RNA of Ostrea edulis (European flat oyster), 1784 nucleotides long. RefSeq lists its product as uncharacterized. Gene Ontology annotation, molecular function: transmembrane transporter activity. The transcript has 5 exons. Lineage: Eukaryota; Metazoa; Mollusca; Bivalvia; Ostreida; Ostreidae. The record is from RefSeq and is a predicted model, not a curated record. Gene Ontology annotation, cellular component: membrane. Gene Ontology annotation, biological process: transmembrane transport. The coding region runs from base 109 to 1512 and encodes 467 amino acids.
AACUUAAUGUGGAGUUUGUUCGUUCAGGUUUACAGCAAUACACGGUUUAUAUUUGUUUGGACUGAAUUUAUUCUUAGAUAAUCAGGAAGUCUAUUUAGGGACAGUGAGAUGUUGCUAAACACGGUGAACGUCACGCGGGUAUUGGCUCUGGUGGUGGGGUGCCUAGGAAUGAUUGUCGCCGGCUCCACCUAUGCCUUCGGGGCCUACAUCAAUGCUGUCAAAGCCCACUUCAAUUAUACUCAGUCACAAGUUGAAAUUCUAGGAUCUAUGUCCAACUUUGGAAUAUCUCUUGGUUUUCCCGCCGGAAUGAUGUGCGAGAGAUUAGGCGCGAGAUGGACCUCUCUAGCUGCCUUACUGAUCGCCGCGCUGGGGUAUUCCUUAUUGUACAGCACCACAUUCAUGCAACCAUUCUACCAUAAAAAUGUAUGGUUUCAGUACAUUUAUUUCUUUGUAUCAGGUUUUGGAGCUAUAUUUAUGUACAUGGCAUCUCUUACAACAAGCAUGAAUAAUUUUCACCCAAAACAUAGAGGGAAAAUCGUGGGCAUAUUGGACGCUUCCUUUAGCGGAGGUCCAGCCCUGUUUUCUGCUUUGUAUGGGACAAUUUUUGCUAGAGGUCACACAAAGGACGAAGAAAAUCAAAACCUGGGUGGUUUUUACCUCAUGACAGCCAUCUCGUUCGCUGUCGUAGGAGCGCUGGGUAUCCUAUUUCUGAAGGAAGUGACGUUUGAUGUCAGUGAUCUUGAAGUUAAUAGAAUAAUAGAUCACGAUGCCUUGGACGAAACAAUAAAUAGGGAAGACCAGGUGCAGAGAGAUAUAACGGGAGUAAAGUUAAUUCGCAGGUUUGAUUUCCACUACUUGCUAUGGGCCUACAUAUUCUGUGCGGGACUGCAACUAACGUUUCAAAAUAACCAAGGAACAUACUUGAAGUCGUAUAAUUUAGAGAAAUACACCACUCUCUUCACUACAUUGAAUCCAAUCGCAGGUGUGGUUUCUAAAUUUUUCGCGGGAUUUCUAUCGGACGCCAUAGUUCACAAAAUUCCCCGAUCAGGUGUACUGUUAAUAUUCAAUAUAGUGCAGACGAUAUGUUUGGGGUUAAGCAUUUUCUUUUCUGACAACCUUAUCGUAUUCACAAUAGUGGAUCUCGUGAUCGGGUUCGCAAAUGGCGCCCUUUGGUGCCUAACUCCGACGAUGAUCAGUGAAUUCUACGGUAUGAAAAACUUUGCUCGAAAUUGGGGUACUAUGAUGCUUGGGAAUGCCUUUGGGGGUUUGGCUAUGCAAGAGGUAUAUGGAGCUUUAUAUGACAUUAAAACAGAUUCCAACAACCAGUGCUUUGGUCUGCACUGUUUCACGUGGAGCUUUAUAAUGAUCACCGUUCUCAGUUUUUGUGCAACCGUUUUCCACUUGGGACUUCUGCAGAAAAAGCUAGAUGAAAAGAAAUACGAAGGUGAAAAUAGUUAUGUUGAAAUGUGCUGUCCGACAGAUGAACAAAAUGGCGGAACAGUGAGAUACUAGACUGAAAUAAACACCGCUGAUCAGGCAUUAGGAUCUCUAGUGACGCCAUACCUAAUGUGAUAUUUGUUAUAUGAAUUAUGAAGGUUUAUGAAUUACAAAUGUAAUAUAUAUAUUUCUGAAUUAUUUAUAUACUGUUAUAUAUAAUGAAGAUGUGAUACUUGUCCGUGGUAUAUGAAAGAUUCACAUAAGAACCAUUUUCAAUGGAAAUAACCUGAAUUGUUUUACAAUCAUAAAAAUGUGUACAUGUAUACUAAUAAAUUAAGGAAAACAUG